AUGUGGCCGGCCGUCAUGUCCGUGAUCAUUGAUGUCGGGCUUUUGAGUGGCAGGACAGUUUCAUUGGAAGUUGGCCUGGGUGCUUCGGUGAGAACAUUGAGGCGGCAGGCGCAAGCAGCCUUGGCCGUAAACAAAGGCCGACUUUUUGACUCCACAGGAGCCGUUCUGCACGAGCAGGCCACAGUGCAAGAAGCCAAGCUUCAAAGCGGUGACUCGCUGACCUUGCAGAUCAUGACGGUUCAGCUAUGCAGCAGUUUGUCAGCAUUUGCUGCAAUCCUUAUCGAUGGAUCGGUUGCGACCUGGGGCACGGGUGCUACCGGUGGGGACAGUACCGCUGUUCAAGAUCAAUUGAAAAAUGUGCAGGAGAUCCAGUCUUCUGAUUAUGCUUUCGCUGCGAUUCUCAGCAAUGGGUCUGUUGUGACCUGGGGCCGUGCUGACUGUGGUGGCGACAGUAGUGCUGUUCAAGAUCAGCUGGAGAACGUGCACGAGAUCCAAGCCAGUUCAAGCGCCUUUGCUGCGAUUCUCGGUAAUGGAUCCGUUGUGACCUGGGGUAAUGCUGCCUUUGGUGGCGACAGCAGCGCUGUGCAUGAUCAGCUGAAAGAUGUGAGGCAGAUCCAAGCCAACUCUAGCUCGUUUGCUGCCGUUCUGGGUGACGCAUCUGUCGUGACAUGGGGCGAUGCUCACAAUGGUGGCGACAGCAGCACGGUGCAAGAUCAACUGGAGAACGUGCAGCAGAUCCAAGCCAAUUCGAAGGCUUUUGCUGCGAUCCUGGAGAAUGGAUCCGUUGUGACUUGGGGAAAUGCUGGCUUUGGUGGCGACAGCAGGGCCGUGCAACAUCAACUGAGGAAUGUGCAGCACAUCCAAGCCUCAAGUCGCGCCUUUGCUGCGAUCCUGGCUGAUGGAUCCGUCGUGACCUGGGGGACAGCCACUCAUGGAGGCGACAGCAGUACAGUGCAACAUCAACUGGUAAACGUGAAGCAGAUCCAAGCUUCUGGCUACGCCUUUGCAGCCAUCCUGAGCGGUGGAGCUGUCGUGACUUGGGGCGAGGCCAGUGGUGGAGGCGACAGCAGUGACGUGCAAGAACAGCUGAAGAACGUGCGGCAUAUCCAAGCGUCUGAGCUCGCUUUUGCGGCGACCCUGUGCGAUGGAUCUCUCGUGACCUGGGGCGAUACUGGAUAUUCUGCUGGCGACAGUGGCGCUGUGCGAGAGCAGCUCAUGAAUGUGCAGCAGGUGCAAGCCUGUCAAGGUUCGUUUGCUGCAAUCCUGGACGAUGGAUGCGUUGUGACUUGGGGCGAUGCUAACAAUGGUGGCAACAGCAGUGCUGUGCGUGAUCAGCUGAGAAACGUGCAGCAGAUUCAGUGCUCCACGUGGGCUUUUGCUGCCGUCUUGGCUGAUGGGUCUGUUGUGUCCUGGGGCUGCCAAUACUAUGGCGGCGACAGCACUGCGGUGUCUGAUCGCUUGAGGGCAUAG
This is a messenger RNA of Symbiodinium natans, 1470 nucleotides long. The record is from the annotation of a GenBank genome assembly. NCBI's taxonomy places the organism in Eukaryota, Dinophyceae, Suessiales, Symbiodiniaceae.